Arachis duranensis is the source of this 1042-nucleotide messenger RNA. RefSeq names its product UPF0235 protein At5g63440. NCBI's taxonomy places the organism in Eukaryota, Viridiplantae, Streptophyta, Magnoliopsida, Fabales, Fabaceae. The record is from RefSeq and is a predicted model, not a curated record. Bases 190 to 888 code for a protein of 232 amino acids. The transcript has 8 exons.
UCUUAUUUCUUAUAUAAAUAAAAUAAAUAAACAGGGAUUUGAAAUCCAAAGGAAGACGAUGACUUCAAUUUUCAGGCGAGGCGCUUGAUAUUAUCCCAAAACCCCAAUUAUUACCUUUCAUGUUCGUCAGAAUUCAGCGGACUCAGAAUCUGUCAAUCUGCUACUGUGUGAAAGGAAGAAGAAAGGAGAAUGCCGAAGAGGACAACACAUACAUACUCAAGUGAAGAUGCAGCGCCGGAGGGUCCUCACUCCGAUCUCUUUGUUUAUUACUGCAAGCACUGUGGUUCUCACGUCCUCAUAACUGAUACUCAGUUACAGAAAAUGCCCAAAAGGAAGACCGAUAAAGCCUACGUUUUAGACAAGAACAAACAUCUUGCUAGAUUCAACAUUCAUGAAGCCGGAAAAGUUAUCUUGAAACGAGGCGAAGGCAAACUCGAGAAACAAUUCCGCAUGAAUUGUAUUGGUUGUGGUCUCUUUGUUUGUUACCGUGCAGAACAAGAUUUAGAACUUUCAUCUUUUGUGUAUGUUGUUGAUGGAGCACUCAGUACUGUAGCUGCUGAAACCAACCCACAGGAUGCACCAGUUCCACCGUGUAUCUCCCAGCUUGAAGGAGGACUUGUUCAGGUUGCGAUAGAAGUGGAAGAUCGAGCACAAAGAUCUGCAAUCACAAGAGUGAAUGCGGAUGAUGUUCGAGUCACUGUAGCUGCUCCUGCUGCCCGUGGAGAAGCAAACAACGAACUAUUGGAAUUUAUGGGAAAAGUUUUGGGUUUGAGAUUGAGUCAGAUGACUCUUCAGAGAGGAUGGAAUAACAAGUCAAAGCUACUUGUGGUGGAGGAUUUGACUGCUAGACAAGUUUAUGAGAAACUUUUGGAGGCUGUGCAACCUUGACCUUUUCUCUUCUUUCUUUGUUUUUAAUGUAGCAAAACUGACUCUGGUGUUGUAAUUUUCUUUUUGUCCAACAUACAAGGUCAUUGUGGCCAAUUGCUUGUACGCAAAUACGUCUUGUUAAUUUCUAACCCAAUGCAUUCAGUUCCAAAGAAAA